GCGGAAAGAAACAGUCAUGCCGUCACGUGGGCUGUUUUCACGCAUAAAAGGAAGGUCCUCUCCGUUAGCUUCCAGUUGUCAAACGACUCGCAGCGACCGUCAGAGGACGCUCAGGAACUCCGCACCGCGCCUUCCUCCAACUGGACAGGCGGGACUCACACAACGCAACGCCUCUGCCGGUCCCGCGCCCCUCCCGCAGCCGAGAUGCUUGCCCGCGCGCUGCUGCUCUGCGCCGCCCUGGCGCUCUGUGGUGCAGCAAAUCCUUGCUGUUCCAGUCCAUGCCAGAAUCGAGGUGUAUGUAUGAGCGUAGGAUUUGACCAGUAUAAAUGUGACUGUACCCGAACAGGAUUCUAUGGUGAAAACUGUACCACACCUGAAUUUCUGACAAGAAUAAAAUUAUUCCUGAAACCCACUCCAAACACAGUGCACUACAUACUUACGCACUUCAAGGGAGUCUGGAACAUUGUCAAUAACAUUCCCUUCCUGCAGAAUAUGAUUAUGAGAUAUGUGUUGAUAUCGAGAUCACAUCUGAUUGACAGCCCGCCAACUUAUAAUGUGCACUACGGCUAUAAAAGCUGGGAAGCCUUUUCUAACCUGUCCUAUUACACCAGAGUUCUUCCUCCUGUGCCUGAUGACUGCCCAACACCCAUGGGUGUCAAAGGGAGGAAAGAGCUUCCUGAUUCAAAAGAAGUUGUGGAAAAAGUACUUCUAAGAAGAAAGUUCAUCCCUGAUCCCCAGGGCACAAAUAUGAUGUUUGCGUUCUUUGCCCAGCACUUCACCCAUCAAUUUUUCAAGACAGAUCAUAAGCGAGGACCAGCUUUCACCACGGGACAGAGCCAUGGGGUGGACUUAAAUCAUGUUUAUGGUGAAUCUUUGGAGAGACAGCAUAAACUGCGCCUUUUCAAGGAUGGAAAAAUGAAAUAUCAGAUAAUUGGUGGUGAAAUGUAUCCUCCCACAGUCAAAGAUACUCAGGUCGAGAUGAUCUACCCCCCUCAUGUUCCUGAACACCUGCGGUUUGCUGUGGGGCAGGAAGUCUUCGGUCUGGUGCCUGGUCUGAUGAUGUAUGCCACAAUCUGGCUGCGGGAACACAACAGAGUGUGUGAUGUUCUUAAACAUGAGCAUCCAGAAUGGGACGAUGAGCAGCUGUUCCAGACGAGUAGGCUAAUACUGAUAGGAGAAACUAUUAAGAUUGUGAUUGAAGACUAUGUACAGCACCUGAGUGGCUAUCACUUCAAACUGAAGUUUGACCCAGAGCUGCUUUUUAACCAACAAUUCCAGUACCAAAACCGUAUUGCUGCUGAGUUUAACACACUCUACCACUGGCAUCCCCUUCUGCCUGACACCUUUCAGAUCGAUGGCCAGGACUACAAGUAUCAGCAAUUUGUCUAUAACAACUCCCUCUUACUGGAACACGGCCUCACUCAGUUUGUUGAAUCAUUCACCAGGCAAAUUGCUGGCAGGGUUGCUGGUGGUAGGAAUCUUCCAGUUGCAGUAGAGAAAGUAUCAAAGGCUUCAAUUGACCACAGCAGAGAGAUGAAAUACCAGUCUUUUAAUGAGUACCGCAAACGCUUUCUGCUGAAGCCUUAUAAAUCAUUUGAAGAACUUACAGGAGAGAAGGAAAUGGCUGCGGAGUUAGAAGCGCUCUAUGGUGACAUUGACGCCAUAGAGCUGUAUCCUGCUCUGCUGGUAGAAAAGCCUCGACCAGACGCCAUCUUUGGGGAGACCAUGGUAGAAGUUGGAGCACCAUUCUCCUUGAAAGGACUUAUGGGUAAUCCUAUAUGUUCUCCUGAGUACUGGAAGCCUAGCACUUUUGGUGGAGAAGUAGGUUUUAAAAUCAUCAAGACUGCCUCAAUUCAGUCUCUCAUCUGCAAUAACGUGAAAGGCUGUCCUUUUACCUCAUUCAGUGUUCAAGACCCACAGCUCACCAAAACAGUCACCAUUAAUGCAAGCUCUUCCCACUCUGGACUAGAUGAUAUCAACCCCACAGUACUACUAAAAGAACGUUCAACUGAACUGUAGAAGCUGAUUGAUCAUAUUUAUUUAUUUAUAUGAACUAUUUCUUUUAACUUAAUUAUUUAAUAUUUAUGUUAAACUCCUUGUGUUACUUAACAUCUCUGUUAAGGAGAAAGGGGUCAUACCUGUGAAGAUUUUCAUGUUGAUUUUAAAGAUGUCUUCAAGUUAAAGGGGGAAAACAGUUUUCAUCCUUUUGUACAAUCCAAUGAGAAAUGAGUGUGACAUCUUUUUACUUGAAUUUCAACUUAUAAUAAGAACAAAAGCUAAGAUGUUUGAACAUUUAAAUGCUGUUACAAGAUGACAAAAUGCUGCACAUUUCUUUCUACACUAUCGAUAUUUCCAAGGUGUCUUCCAUGAUGUGUGAGAAGCAGCUACCUACUCAAUGAUCAUUUUAUGAUCUUUUAGCCAUUUUCUGAUCAGUUUACUUCUAUUUUGUUUUCCUGGUUUUAAGGUCUGAGUUUGUCUUUCUUUGGACUCUAUACUUUCUUACCUGAACUUAUGCAGGUUUUCAGGAAAAGCUCAGCUCAGGACUACUACAGAAGGCCUUUACAAGAAGGUAUACACUCAUUUUAAGUGAAAGGCAGAGAACUUCGCGAAUAAUUUAAAACCAAAGUAGCCUUAUAGAGGCUAAUAGCUUAGAACUGUAGGGGGUUCUCACUUAAAAACAAAACUUAAUUGCUGAAUAGUUCCCAGGAAGACAAUGCUUCUUUUCCACAUCUCAUUGUCAGCUGACAUUUUCUGGUACUGUAUAUUAAUUUAAUUUAUUGAAGACUAUUAUUUAUGUCUUCUUAGGACGGUUAUUAUAAACUGGGUUUAAGGCUGCAUUGAUUUUUUUUUUCUGCAUUAUAUCAGAAUCAAUGUAUCUUUUGGGAUUACCUCUGAAUUAUUAAUACAAGAUAAAUAAUUGGCUUAAGAUUUGUGAAUACAUUUAUUUAGGAAUCCAACUUUGGUAUACUGAGAUGUAAAGUUGGAAUUUGUCUUUAAGGUUUACCUAUACAGCAGCCCACAGAGAAUGUUGUGUCUCAUUAGCCUGGAUGUGCUAUAAGACUGAUAUUUUGUACAUUUUUGAGGGACCUGUGGACGUUUCAUUAAUUCAUUGACCCAUAACUUUCUGGGGGGACAUUCCGUGCAAAGAACUGUGGGUUUUAAUAUUUUUAAAUCAAGCACUGACUACAGACAACAUCAGUAUUUAUGUAAAUAAUUGAAAAAGUAUGCCUCAGGCAGAGGGAGAAAAUAAAAUUUCAUUAAAGAGAAAUAACUCAGGGGAACUUUUAAGGUUUUAUGUUAUUGUUAAGAAAGAGUCAAUAGUAGAAGGGCUUGUAUAAAAAACUGUUAACUUGAUUUAAAAAAACUGAUUUGUUAAUAUCUGAAUGACUGAAUCUGGGAAUUUGGAAUAUGUGUUGAAUGUUUUGGUGCCUCAGACAAAUGUAUGAUUAAAUUAAUUUAUGUAAACUGUAAGUGUUGAAACAAAUGUCUGUUUAUUUUUGUACUAUUUAAGAACUGAACUGAAAAUCUCUUCUAAAAUAAAUUUUGACUGUU
Molecule: messenger RNA, 3552 nt
Organism: Orcinus orca (killer whale)
Lineage: Eukaryota; Metazoa; Chordata; Mammalia; Artiodactyla; Delphinidae
Gene: PTGS2
Product: prostaglandin-endoperoxide synthase 2
Exons: 10
Coding region: 205-2019 (604 amino acids)
Biological process (GO): response to oxidative stress; cyclooxygenase pathway
Cellular component (GO): cytoplasm; neuron projection
Molecular function (GO): heme binding; oxidoreductase activity, acting on single donors with incorporation of molecular oxygen, incorporation of two atoms of oxygen; prostaglandin-endoperoxide synthase activity
Source: RefSeq, a predicted model, not a curated record